AUGAAAGUUAAGUUAGCACGAGAGGUACUUUCAGAACCAACGGCUAAGGCAAUGGAAGACCCAUGUUUUCCAUACACUAAAGAUGAAACUUCAUUCACUCGCAAAUACAUAAGAAUGUGUGACCGGCUCUUCAGAAUUAUGAAUUCAGUUUCUCUUCAUCCAAACUACAUGCAAGAGCUCCUGUCUGUACUACUGUUUUUUAAAAGGUGGCAUGAUGAGACUGAGGAAAAGGUGAAAUCAUGUUCUAGCAAGGAUGAAAAAAAGGCAGUGAGGAAGCAGUUCAUUCCUGUGAAAACAUAUAAUGAUCUCCUUGUCUUGAUUCGCGGUACAAUUGCUUUAAUUGGUUUUGUGAAGAUAAAUUUUCCUCAUAUCAACAUUGUCCCAAAAAGCCUAUGUCAAGAUGAUGUUGAAAAUUAUUUUUCACUUGUCAGAGGCCGUGAAGUGUCACCAACUGUUCAACGAUAUAUGGAAAUUCGACAAACCCUUGACAUUGAUUUUGGCAUAACUCAGGAACUUGGUCUUCUAGAUGGUUCUUCUAGUUCUUAUGAAGGUCCUGCAGUUUCUUCACAGCCCCUUCACCUAAUGAAAAAUCAAAAUAGAAAGGGUAAGACAGUAGAACGGGCUAAUACUGUAUGCACUAUUAAGCAAAUGAUAUCGCAAAAUCAAGCUAAUUGUGAAGAAAUCUUGGUAGGAGAAAAAUGUCCAGCUUUGCCUAGCUAUAGUGAAGAUCAAAAGAAAAAACUUGAGUGCCAGUGCCUGGAAAUUCUUACCAUCAUUGAGCAAUCUUUGCCUACAACGGUAAUAAACUCAACACAUUUAGUACUUGACUCCCUUUCAGAUUCAGUGAAUCGUUCUUAUGUGAUGAAUUUCAACAUGCUUCUGGACCAGAAACUUAAAUCAGAAUACUCUAACCUUAAAAGCUUCCAUAAGGACACAUACAACACUGCAUGGACACAACUUCUUCUAGACAAACACUUAUAUUGUUGGUGGUCUUCUUUGUGUAAUCUUAUCUGUGGAGGAAGUAAUAACACUGAAGAAGCCAUGGAAUUAUAUUUAAGAAAGUUUGUCAAGCGAAGGUGUGUAUAUCAUUUAAUGAAAGAGGAUUUAUCUCCAUUAUCUGGCCACACUGCUGCAAUAAGAACUAAACUAACAAGAACAGCAAUGAAGAAUGAAUCGCCAAAAGAGGCCGCCCCAACAGAUUUAUGUAGGAGAUGUAACAUGUUAGGACACUGGGCGAAGAAUUGUACCAAUCCACCAGAACCGGAAUGGCUUGCAAAGCAGGAAUGUUACAAAUGUGGAAUAAAGGGCCAUUUAGCUGCACAAUGUUCUAACACAAGGGCCAGGAAUACCUCCAAUAAAUGUGCUACUGACACCAAAGGCAUAAAUUUACCUGCACUAGUUUCCUUGCUCAAAACUCAUGACCUAAAAAAGAACAGCAAGUAUCAGCACCUCAAAGAUGAGUUGCCAGCUGAUGUAACAGAUAUACAUCCAUAUUUAAAACAGAGGUCAGAGGCUUGGAAAGAGGCAAGGAAGAACAAACUAAAUGCAAGUAAAGCGGGGGUUAUUACUGGGCACUUUGGCCUUACACAGGCUCAAGAUUAUUGGAACUCUGCAGUUCAAGGUGAAAGCAUUGAUGACAACCAGGGUUUCAUCAACAAAUUAGCCAUGGAGUGGGGGACUGUUUGCGAAGACUGUGCUCGGGUCACCUACCUGCAAUUCUUGAAUGAUUCAUGUAGUGAUUACACAGUUUAUGAGACA
Messenger RNA from Porites evermanni, 1758 nucleotides. NCBI's taxonomy places the organism in Eukaryota, Metazoa, Cnidaria, Anthozoa, Scleractinia, Poritidae. The record is from the annotation of a GenBank genome assembly.